UUUUCCGUUAAGAUUCAAAUAGUAUAAAAUAACUAAACCAAAAAAAUCGAUAGAACAAAUCUAGUUCCUAAUCGUUCUUGUUUUAUCCUGUGUAUUUUUUAUAAUUUAUAAUUUAUUACUUGCUCUUACUCUCGCUUGUAAUGGUUGCACAGCGACCAAAUUAUAAUACUAGUAGUAGUGGUGGUGGCAAUGGCAGCGAUGAUGUUGUUACUGUGGUCAAUAGCGAAGAGCCCGAUUCUGCAGAGUUCAAAGAGACACCGCUGCCAUGGGACAAACUGGGCGCACUGAUGGCAGUUCGUCUGUCGGAGCCUGUCAAUUUCUCGCUCAUUCUGCCAUUUGUGUAUCAGAUGGUCAGGGACUUUGGUGUCGCGGAGAGCCCCAAGGACAUUGCGUUCUAUGCUGGCAUGCUGUUUUCGGCAUUUUCGGUGUUCCAGACAAUGACCGUGAUGUACUGGGGACGACUCUCGGACCGCAUCGGCCGCAAACCAGUCAUUAUGAUUGGCCUGGCGGGAAACCUUAUAUCGUCGAUUUUGUUUGGAACUUCAAAGACCUUCAAGGCAGCUCUCUUUGCCCGCUCAUUCAAUGGACUGAUGGCAGGAAACGUGGCGGUCAUAAAGUCUGUGGUGGCUGAGAUUUCCGACGAUACUAAUAGGCCCCGGAUGAUGGCCUUGCUCCCGCUGAUGUGGAACGUCGGGUCGUUUGCCGGCACCGCUGUUGGUGGGCUGUUUGCCGACCCAGUUACUCAGUACCCCAGCCUGUUUGGCAACAGCAAGUUGUUCAAGGAGUUUCCUUACCUGCUCCCCUGCCUUAUCGGAUGCUUCACCACAGCGGCUGGCCUGCUUAUUGGUUUGUUUAGACUCGAGGAGACGCUGGUUCGGAGUCCGCCCAGAAGAAAGCCGCUGUCUGCAUCGUCAUCGGCAGCCACGCUGGAUUCAGAGAACACAUCGCUGGUGAGCAGCGCCCCGCGCCAGCGCACUGCCCGAGAGCUGCUGACGCCAACGGUCAUCAGCGUCAUGGCGACCAACGUAAUCAUCUGCGUGUCAAUAUCCAUGGCCGAACAGGCCUAUCCGAUUUUUGCAGCGACAGAUCCCAUUGAUGGCGGACUUGGCUUUGACACGCGCAGUGUCGGAUUUUCAAUGGCCAUCGCCAGCAUCGCCGUACUAUAUAUCCAGCUAAUUGCAUACCCGCGCCUAGAACGCAAGCAUGGUGCACUCAAGUGCUACCAAAAUGGCCAGAAAAUCAUGAUCCCGUUCUAUCUCGCACUCCCCUUCCUCUCCCUGCUUGCUGCGCGCAUUGCUGAGGAAACCGUUGGCGCCCCAUUCUCAUUCACCAGCGGGGUGCUCUGGACACUGCUUAUAUUUUUACUUUUGGUGCGCGUCACGGGCACAGUGCUGAUGUUCACCAGCAUUAAUCUGUUGACAGUCAAUAUGGCGCCGACGAGGGCGGAUCUUGGAUUUAUGAAUGGUGCACAGCAACUGGCCAUGUCAGCCACCAGGAUUGUUGGCCCGGUUUUGUCAGGAAUAAUUUGGAGCUGGUCUAUCAAGCAUUCAUUCCCGUUUCCCUUUGAUGCCCACUUGCUGUGGAAUAUUUGUGCGCUGUUGACCAUAUACGCUUUACACAUAUCGAACAGGAUUCCGGACUCUGUCAACACUUUUGAGGCGGGCAAGGCUGUUGAUAGUAACCGGGUGGAUCCCGAUGAUCAAGUUUGAUAAUAAAUGUAUUACUUGUUUUAUUUAAAUAUAAUAGCAACAUAUCAUUUGUUUCAAAUGUUGUCUAGCAGAACCACCCAAAUAAUUAACCUAUAUAAAAUGAUAUAU
Messenger RNA from Kickxella alabastrina, 1817 nucleotides. Its product is annotated as major facilitator superfamily domain-containing protein. Gene Ontology annotation, molecular function: transmembrane transporter activity. The transcript is spliced from 2 exons. Gene Ontology annotation, biological process: transmembrane transport. Bases 141 to 1709 code for a protein of 522 amino acids. The record is from RefSeq and is a predicted model, not a curated record. Lineage: Eukaryota; Fungi; Kickxellomycota; Kickxellomycetes; Kickxellales; Kickxellaceae.